Molecule: messenger RNA, 987 nt
Organism: Talaromyces atroroseus
Lineage: Eukaryota; Fungi; Ascomycota; Eurotiomycetes; Eurotiales; Trichocomaceae
Exons: 3
Coding region: 1-987 (328 amino acids)
Molecular function (GO): oxidoreductase activity
Source: RefSeq, a predicted model, not a curated record
AUGUUCGAUGUUCUCAUUAUCGGUGGAGGACCAGCCGGUAUGGCUGCGGCCAUGUCGCUUGGGAGGGCUUGUCGAACUGUGGCCAUCUUUGACUCGCAGCAAUACCGUAGCGAAGCGGCUCCCAUGAUGCCCAACGUCCUUCACCAUGACGGCGAAAGAGGAGACAUCUACCGUACAUCGGCGGUGGAAGAGAUGAUGGAAAAGUACGAGACUCUGACGUUCAUUGACACUUAUAUCACAACGGCCAGGAAUAUGAAUCGUGAGACCACUCAGCUUUGUGAAGUGACCAACGACAAGGGGGCUACUUGGAUUGGGCGCAAAUUGAUUCUGGCAACUGGGACAAAGGAUAUCAUGCCUGCUAUCAAAGGUUACAAGGAGCAAUGGGGCCACGGAAUUGUUCAUUGUCUAUUCUGUGAUGGGUAUGAAUUUCUAGGAGGCCGUGUGGGUGUUCUCGGUCUUCCAUCGCCAGCAGAACUCCUGCCUGUGCUUAUGGCUUUUCCCCUAGCUCCAGACGGCGUGACUAUUUAUACCAACGGCGAAUCCUACGCUAUUGAUCUAGACACUAGGGAAGCUCUUGAUACGGUAGCGGCUCGAGGGGCAAAGUUUGAUAACAGGGUAAUUGAAUCCAUAUCAGAGGACCCAGAGGGCGUGGGAAUCCGACUCCAUUUUAGGACCGGCCUGGAUCAGCAGGUCAAGAUGCUGUUAAGCCACCCUCUCAGUGUGAACCGCGCAGAACAUCUCAUCACGGGCCUUGGAUUGGAGACUCAUGCAAAGGCCGGCCAUGUCAUCUGUAAAGGUUACUUCGGUGAAACCAGUCUCGAUGGGUGUUUUGCUGCAGGUGAUACUUCAACCAUUACAAGGACGAUCCCGGUUGCAUUGGCUAGUGGCUCACUCGCAGGCAUAGGGGCUGCGAAACAGCUAGCUCUCGACGAAGGUUUACGAGCGGCCCAAGAAGGGUCAGCGAAGAAGACAAGAGGCAGCCUGUAG